Molecule: messenger RNA, 1377 nt
Organism: Hydractinia symbiolongicarpus
Lineage: Eukaryota; Metazoa; Cnidaria; Hydrozoa; Anthoathecata; Hydractiniidae
Exons: 3
Coding region: 306-1277 (323 amino acids)
Source: RefSeq, a predicted model, not a curated record
UGUUUUGUUUUUGAUCUAUGUGUUGUUUGUCAUUAUUUUGUACAAUUUCUUGUAUUUAAGUACUGCGGAUACCUGUUAUUGUAUGAUCUUUUAUCUUACUUUUACGUUAGUUUUAAUUUUUAUUGUAUAACUUGCUAAUUCUUCAACAAGAAGAAUAUUUUGUAAUAGUGCAACCUUUUUUUAGCCAUAACCAUCAAUCUUCUUUGCAAGAAAAUAAUCAAUCAAAAGAGAAUAUGAUGCAUUAACAUGUACAACAAAUAUAUCAAUAUUGUUAAAAAUUUAGAUAUAGAUUUUACCUUUUAGAUAUGACUUUGCAAAAAUUCAUUUAUUCGUGUGAAUUAUGGCUUAGAUUAGCCAUGUUUAUACUGGGACCACUUAGAGACGCACUGUUGAAUGUACUUCACAACAAUGGAGUACCUAACCAACCGAAAGAUUUGUACAACUUUUUAAAUUCAAAAAAAUCUCUAUUGGCACGGUUAAAGGGCAAAGGAGUAAUCACACAACCGCAAUGGAGACUACUAUUUCCAGGUGGUAAAAAUGAAACAGACUCUAAUCUCUUUGACAUAACACUGAUUAUGCUCCUUAUUGAAGCAUUGACAUCUAUCAAGCCAAAUGACGGGGAUUGGCGAAACAAUAAUCAACCGGUCAUGGACAUAUCUGUGGGAGCAUUUUGCAUUCGUGCAAAAAGUUUACGUAACUACCUUAAUCACUUUCCUAAUAUUGCAGACCUAAAGAAUCCAGAUUUUUCGACUAAAUGGAGUGAGCUUCUCAUUGUAAUUAAUGGACUUAAAUACAACACUCCGUUUAACGUCAAUGAUUUAAAAACAGUGAGUUUGGAUCUUCAAAAUAACUUAUUGCUUCGCGCACUUGUUUUAAGCAACCAAGUGAAGCUGAACCACCAUGAUGCAGAAAUAGAUCAAUUAAGAAAUAAAAACAUGUCAUAUCAAAAUCAGACUAAUUUAAACGUAACCAAUUUAGAAGAAAAGUUAGAACGCAUGCGAUGUAAAAUAUGGAGUAAUUCCUUUGAGAAUAAAAAUUUUCGAGAAGAUAUUGAGCAGACACAUAUAAGUAUAUUACAAAUGCAAGAUGAUAUUUCUUAUUUAAAAGAUUAUGUAAAAGAUUUGUCUACUCGCACAGAAGAUUUGGAACAUCAAAGUUUAUCUACUCGCAUGGAAGACUUAGAAAGUCAAAACUUGCAAAAUCGCACAGAAGCUUUGGAAGGUCAAGUAUGCGAAAUAAAAAGCCAGUACAAAGCACAAGAAGUUGAUUAUAACUAGCUCACCAGUGUUUCUGCUUUAAACAUUGUCACACAAAUGAUUGGAGCUGACUGGAAAAUAUUGGUGAAAAAUCUUAAAAUUGACAAAAAUUUUAGCGAAG